GUCCAUUAGAUAUUAUACUCAGGUGACAAUCUAACACACACAAUAGUCAAAGCCCAAUUGUGGUGAUUUUCUUGCCCCGUGCACUCCCACAAGCAGGGGGGACCGGGGAGGAUGCAGCAAGCAAGCAGACCCACGCCUCCGCCACAAGAGCUCGAGCUCGCCCGAGCUUCGUCAACGGCUGGCUGAGACUGACACGGCCUUCGUGUCUCAACCAGGAUCCGCUUAUUACACACGAGUUCCGUCGGUGUCGGUGUCAGUGUCAUUAUGCCUGCCUCCCAGGACUGGCGAGGCUCUCUGACUGCCUCGCAGCGAUAUGACAACAUCCAGAAAAUUCAGACCAUAUUGUCCAACCACAAGGUUGCAGUAGCCAGUUCUGCAUUCACAUUGGAAAACGAUGCCUACAAGUCUUCUUCUUCAAGAGCCGAAUAUGACGCUGCUUGCAACAGUCCGCUCACUGCAGGGGAUCAAGAGCCACCACAGCAAGCUUCAGAAUCCCCCGGUGCUGCUUCCAGUGCCUCCAGUCACCGUGACGACGAUGCAGGCGAAGAGGGUGGCCAGAGGAUAGGCCCGUACCUGAAUUGUCAGUACGUCGCCAGCGGCGUCACUGCCGAGGUAUACCGGUACAAAAACCGCGCCCUCAAGGUCAUCACCGAGACACACGGCGUCGAGCCCCACAACCCCAGUCGCGAAGCAAAGAUCCUCGCCCAGCUGAAGAGGCCAUGCAUCCCCCUCCUCGAGACCUUCCGUGACCACGAGGACCGCUUCACUCUCGUCUUCCCCUUCAUGCCCCUGACACUGUCCACCCUCCUCGAGCGUGGGCCCCCCACCAAUGCACAGGUGAGAACGAUAUUCAUGGACGUAUUCCGCGCUCUGGCAGAUAUACACAAGGAGGGCAUCGUCCAUCGCGACGUGAAGCCGCAGGCUAUCCUCCUCGAGUCACCAGAUGGCCCGGCCUACCUGUCCGACUUCGGCACCGCAUGGCACCCGGAGCUGUCUGCCGCUACCGAACCCGCUUCCGCCAAGAUCCUCGAUAUUGGCACCGGACCAUACCGCGCACCCGAGGUCCUCUUUGGGGACAAGUCGUACGGGCCGCCGGUGGACUUGUGGGCUGCAGGCUGUAUGCUCGCGGAAUGCGUGCGAACCCCGCCCAAGCCCCUGUUCGAGUCGCGCGCAGCGCAUGAAGAUGGGAACCAGUUGGGGCUCAUACUAAGCAUCUUCAAGACCAUUGGUACGCCUACGAGGGAGACUUGGCCUGAGGCUGCCAGUUAUAGGACGCCACCUUUUGACAUUUACCGAGUGUUUGAGGGGCAGUCGUGGGAGGGCAUUCUAACCGGCGUAGAGGCGGGUUUGAGAGAUAUGAUCGCAUCGCUGGUGAGAUAUGACUCGAAGAGGAUGACGGCAGAUCAGGCAUUGAAUUGUCUGGGCUUCAAAGAAGACUCAUUUGUGUGAUUUGUGAGCUGUGAGGGACGGUCGGGACAAUGCAUUGAUCCUCAAGGGCCUCAUUCAUCAGAGACAAAGCGCGAGGAACAAAUACUUUGUGGUCUUCCGCUCAGACAUCACCAGGACUAGCCACUUGAUCAGAUACUCGCUGAAAGAAGCUGCACAUAAAAUGGUCGCUCAGGCUUGCUCUCGUAUGGACGAAUGAAGUCUGUUGAUCAACCCGAUCCUCUUGUCUGGACAUUUGAUUUACUCUGUUGUGCCCCGAGUUAGAAACCCUAGCUCGGCUCAUCGAUCAAUACAAGUCAAAUCCACUUUGAG
Messenger RNA from Diaporthe batatas, 1758 nucleotides. RefSeq lists its product as uncharacterized. The transcript has 4 exons. Gene Ontology annotation, cellular component: nucleus; cytoplasm. Bases 265 to 1449 code for a protein of 394 amino acids. The record is from RefSeq and is a predicted model, not a curated record. NCBI's taxonomy places the organism in Eukaryota, Fungi, Ascomycota, Sordariomycetes, Diaporthales, Diaporthaceae. Gene Ontology annotation, biological process: protein phosphorylation. Gene Ontology annotation, molecular function: ATP binding; cyclin-dependent protein serine/threonine kinase activity.